Messenger RNA from Paramecium octaurelia, 1596 nucleotides. NCBI's taxonomy places the organism in Eukaryota, Ciliophora, Oligohymenophorea, Peniculida, Parameciidae. The record is from the annotation of a GenBank genome assembly.
AUGGAGGAAAAUAUGUUUUAUUUGGAUAAGCAAUCACACAAAUCUAAAUGGCAUUUAGUUCUAAUGACAUCAUUUGGAUUGAUCGCAUCUUCAUAUUGUUUGGUUUUACCUGCUCAAAUGUAAACUUAAAUUGGAGAAGCAUUUAAUAUUGAUGAUCCAAAAUAAUUCUUAACUUGGUUAACCUCAUUGCACUUUUUAUUGAAUUCAUUUUUACCUUUCUUCUCUGGUCUUAUCAGAGAUUUCUAUGGAGAUCGAAAAAGCAUCAUAUUUUAAAAUGGAUUAUGUGCCCUUGGUUAAAUUAUAGUCACUUUUGGUAUUUCAUCUGGAAGUCAAAUUGUAUUUAUAAUUGGAAGAAUUCUAUUGGGUUGGGGAAUAGAAUCCCUCUUAAUAGUAUUAACAUCCUUUAUAUGUUCAUAUUAUAAAUAUACAUAUUUGGUAAUUUUGUAUUUGUGUAUAUUUAGACUUUUGUUUUGGGUAUGUACCAAUUUGUGUAUACUUUGGGAUUUGUACUUUGUAUUUGGUUUGCACCUCAAAUUACAUCAGUAGGGGCUUCAAAUACAAUAGCCAUUUUGGCAACAACAUUAGGAAUGCUAAUGUCUAUUGUUGCUAUUGAUAUAGAUGUCGAUGCUUAGUCAACAAUCUUAAACAAAGGGGCUAAAUACUUUAAGAAGCAUCAUGAGAAACUUAAAAGUUCUACAUUACAUUAAUAGUAAUAAUAAAUAGAAGGAGAAGAGAUAUAAGUGGACUAAUUAAAUCAUUAGGAAGAAUAGAUGGCUGUUGAAUAGGUAGAAUCUGAAAUCUUGCCACAAUCAUUUUUUGAGAAGUAUUUUGGAUUCUUUAAUAAAAAUCAAUAUCCGUCAAUAUAUUGGUAUUUAUUAUGGUUCUAUUCUUUUGCAUCUACUUCUGUAUUAGUAUUGGUAGACUAUGCAUAAGAAUUUUUGUACGAUAAAUGGUUGAUUGCAAUUGACAACGGAGAAACAUUAGCCUGGAAAUUAGUAACUCUAAUGUGGUUGUUUUCAGGAGUCAUUACACCAUUAUUAGGUUUUGUUAUUGAUAAAUAUGGGCAAAGAUCUUCACUUGUAAUUAUUAUCCAAUAUAAUUUAGACAAUCUUUUCAGGUUUGAUGGCCAUAUGGGCACAUAUCUUAGUUCUUUUGUAAUCACCAUUUGAAGGUCUUCUCUUAUUAGGAUUAUCAUUUGCAUUGUCAUAUACAACAGUCUGGAGUGGAGUAUUAUACUUGACUCAACCAAAUACACAUGGCAGAAGUCUAUCUUUGUUUGUUUGUCUAUAAAAUUUUGGGAUCACUAUUACUCCCUUCAUUUGCAAAUUGCUUGAAUAGUAAAAUUAAUCUAAUUUUAUUAAUAGAUUGACAUCAUCCACAGUUGUUACUGAAAUCUUUUUGUUAGUCUUGGCAAUCUUAGCCAUGUUCAUAUCAUUGAUGGUUUAUAGUGAAGAUAAGAAAUUCGUCAAUCUCAUAGAUAGAGGUCUGGAAGUUGUAAGUGAAGUAUUCACAGAGUAUGAUAUAUUUACUAAUUUAACAAAGACCCGCUUCCAAAUUAAGAUCCAAAGAGCAUAUCUGAAAUUUGAUUCAAAUGUC